Molecule: messenger RNA, 870 nt
Organism: Strongyloides ratti
Lineage: Eukaryota; Metazoa; Nematoda; Chromadorea; Rhabditida; Strongyloididae
Product: Phosphoserine phosphatase
Exons: 3
Coding region: 1-870 (289 amino acids)
Biological process (GO): L-serine biosynthetic process; dephosphorylation
Cellular component (GO): cytoplasm
Molecular function (GO): L-phosphoserine phosphatase activity; magnesium ion binding
Source: RefSeq, a predicted model, not a curated record
AUGACAUUAUUUUCACAUAUUCUUACAACGAAUAAAUCUUAUCCAUUUAUAUACAAACAUUUAUAUUUACUUUAUCAUAAAACAAUUUUAAAUAUGGUUUUUGAAAAAUCUAAUACCAAUGGAUCUAUUAUAAUUGAAAAAAAGUUAAAAAAUAUAAAAUUAACUUCAUUUGAAGAGGAUUCAUUUAAAGAGGACACCAAAAAGAUAUGGCGUAAUGUGGAUGCUGUUUGUUUUGAUGUUGAUUCAACUGUUUGCCAGGAUGAAGCUAUUGAUGAGUUUGCUAAAUAUCUUGGAUGUGGUGAAAAAGUUUCAAAUUGUACAAAAAAUGCAAUGAGUGGAUCAAUGACAUUUAGAGAAGCAUUAAAAAUACGAUUAGAUAUUAUGAAACCAACAAAAGAACAAUUUAUGAGAUAUGUAGAUAAUUAUGAACCAUUAUUAACAAAAGAUAUUAUAAAUUUAAUAAAAGCAUUACAAAUAAAAGGAGCUAAAGUUUAUCUAGUUUCAGGUGGUUUUAGAAAAAUUAUUAUACCUGUUGCUAAAUUAUUAGGUAUUAAUGAAACAAAUAUUUAUGCUAAUGAAAUAAUUUUUGAUGAUAAAGGAAACUAUAUUGGGUUUGACAAAAAUGAAUAUACUAGUGAUUCUGGAAAUGAGAAUGUUGGAAAAGCUGGUGUAUGUAAAAUGUUAAAAAAAAAAUAUGGAUAUAAAAAUUUAGUUAUGAUUGGUGAUGGCGCAACUGAUGCCGAGGCGUGCCCUCCAGCUGAUGCUUUUAUAGGUUUUGGAGGAAAUGUUAUACGUGAGCCAGUUGUAAAAUUGGCUAACUGGUAUGUAUAUGAUUUUAAAACAUUAAUUGAUGAAUUAAAAAAAGAAUAG